AUGACGAAUCUCCAAUUUCCACUCCACCUUUUCGCCAUUGCCCUAUGCCUCUCAUCACUUUCGCAAACCUCAGCUCGCUUCUUCCCCAACAUCUCCUCCAUACCAUCCUACCUCGUCCCAAAUGCCACCAUUCCUGGUGCUUGGGACGCCUUCAAAAACUUCGGCAACUGCCACGCCGGCGAAAAAGUCGAUGGCCUCGGUAAGCUCAAAAAGUACUUCAACCGCUUUGGCUACAUUCCAAAUUUACCUACAGCCAACCUCACCGACGACUUCGACGACGACCUCGAAGCCGCCCUUAAAACCUACCAAACGAACUUCAACCUCAAUGUCACCGGUGAGCUCGACGGCCCCACCGUCGAACACCUCGUCAAACCCCGAUGCGGCAACCCCGACAUAGUCAACGGCACCACCACCAUGAACUCCGGAAAACCAGCGUCGUACAACGCCACCAAGUUCCAUACCGUCUCUCACUACACUUUCUUCCCCGGCACGCCCGUCUGGCCGCAGAACCGCCGCGACCUCACUUACGCUUUCGUGCCAGAGAAUGAGCUCUCCGACCCGGUAAAAGCCGUGUUCGUCAGCGCCUUCCAACGGUGGUCGGAGGCGACGACGUUGACUUUUACAGAAACUACCACUUUCGACUCGGCGGACAUCAAGAUAGGAUUCUUUAAGGGCGACCACGGCGACGGCGAGCCGUUCGACGGGGUUUUGGGGACUCUUGCGCACGCGUUCUCGCCCCCGAGCGGGAGGUUCCACUUGGACGGCGACGAGAACUGGGUCAUCACCGGUGACAUCAGCAAAUCCUCCAUGACGUCGGCCGUUGAUCUGGAGUCCGUCGCGGUGCACGAGAUCGGACAUCUGUUGGGGUUGGGGCACUCGUCGGUGGAGGGGGCGAUUAUGUACCCGACGAUCGCGUCGCGGACGAAGAAGGUUGAGCUAGCAAACGACGACGUCUUGGGAAUCCAGUCGCUGUACGGCGCCAAUCCCAGUUACGACGGUACGACUAGUUCGUCUACGCCGUCCAACCAGGCGAGGGACACGUCUGCUGCAGGGGACCACCUGGGUUCCACUCCGCGUUUGUGGGGCCCCAGUGUCGUGUUGGCAGUUGGAUUCCUGUUACUAUUGUUUUAGUUUUUCUCUUUAAUUUCUGGUUUAUUGACUAGGAUUAGAUUUACCGAUUAUUUAUUACAUUUUUUGGUUUGGA
Messenger RNA from Pyrus x bretschneideri (Chinese white pear), 1204 nucleotides. RefSeq names its product metalloendoproteinase 2-MMP-like. Gene Ontology annotation, biological process: collagen catabolic process; extracellular matrix organization; proteolysis. Gene Ontology annotation, cellular component: extracellular matrix. Lineage: Eukaryota; Viridiplantae; Streptophyta; Magnoliopsida; Rosales; Rosaceae. The record is from RefSeq and is a predicted model, not a curated record. The coding region runs from base 1 to 1131 and encodes 376 amino acids. Gene Ontology annotation, molecular function: metalloendopeptidase activity; zinc ion binding. The transcript has a single exon.